AUGCCCCACGCCGCUGAAGACUAUCUCUUCUUCUGGAAGCCCGAGCAAGAACACGGCUGGGCCUCGCAGUGGUACCCAAGCACCUUUGUAGACGAAAAAGGCAUCACAUACCCGACUGCAGAGCACUACAUGAUGUACCAAAAGGCCAUCCUCUUCUCCGAUCCAAACCCACAGAUCCUCGAGGCCACAGACCCAAAGACCGUCAAGCAGCUUGGACGCGCCAUUCACAAUUUCACAGACGAAGUCUGGAACGCACACCGCUCAGAGAUUGUCAUCCGCGGCAAUAUGCUCAAGUUUGGCCAGAACCAGGAUCUCAGGCAGCAACUCCUCGCCACCGGUGACAAGGUCCUCGUCGAGGCAUCCCCGCUGGACAAGAUCUGGGGUAUCGGUAAAGGAAAAGAAAGAGCCUUGGACGAUAAGAGCAGCUGGGGUCUCAAUCUCCUCGGACUUGCCCUCAUGGAUGUUCGAAAGCAACUUAGAGAAAAGGAGGACGCUAGUCGGCUCUAA
Molecule: messenger RNA, 507 nt
Organism: Serendipita indica DSM 11827
Lineage: Eukaryota; Fungi; Basidiomycota; Agaricomycetes; Sebacinales; Serendipitaceae
Source: the annotation of a GenBank genome assembly